Penicillium egyptiacum is the source of this 1092-nucleotide messenger RNA. Lineage: Eukaryota; Fungi; Ascomycota; Eurotiomycetes; Eurotiales; Aspergillaceae. The record is from the annotation of a GenBank genome assembly.
AUGACUGAUCCAUUAAAGUCCCUAAAUGAUUCGGGCAGGCCCGUUACGGCCAUCUCCCAGAAGGUCCACGCAAUCGCCGGCAUCUCAGUAACAGUCUUCGGACUAGAAGAGCUCCGCAAAGAGGCCUCGGAGCUCGCAUGUCUCUGGCUUCUUCAUCCCAGAUUAGCCACACAGGAGCGUAUGACUGGCAUUGCCAACUCCGCCAUUACCGACUGGAACACUAGAAACCAGGACAAACCUUCCGCCAAGGGCCUGAUUGCUGUCUCGUUCGACCAGCGAAACCAUGGUACUCGGACAGUCGACCCUCUAGCAAACGAGUCUUGGAAAAAGGGGAACCCCCGGCAUGCCCAGGAUAUGUUCUCCAUCUUCCAGGGCACUGCAAGAGAUACAUCGGUGCUCAUGGACUACCUUCCCUCCUAUACAUUCCCCGAUGAUGAGCAUAAGAUCACCGAGAACCUAGUUCUAGGAGUCUCGCUGGGCGGACACGCAGCAUGGAGCUGUCUACUGCACGAGCCUCGAGUCACCGCCGGGGUCGUCAUCAUCGGGUGUCCAGACUAUAUCAAUCUGAUGGCAGACCGCGCAAGGCUGUCGAAGCUGCCAUCAUGGACAAAGAGUGAUCCACCUGGUGCCGAGGUCCUUGGCUCAGAAGCCUUGCCGACUUCUUUGAUAGAGACUGUCAAUCGAUAUGAUCCUGCCGGUAUGAUGCUGAAGCAUGUGGAUUGCGGGCCAUCGACUGGUCCUUUGCGCGAAGGCCCAUUGCCUCAGCCUUCAGAAAGCGAGCAGCAGGUGCUCCGGCCGCUUCUGACUCGUGCCUUGGCUGGCAAGCGCAUUUUGAAUCUGUCUGGCGGCAAGGACAAACUUGUUCCCUACCAUCGCGGAGAGCUGUUCCUCAACUGGUUCAAGGAGGCUAUCUCGUCCGAAGGGUGGUUCGGUGAUGGUGCGGUGUCCUUUGAAGAUAUCAUUGACCAGACGGCGGCUCAUGAAGUCACUGCUAAGAUGGCUGACGAGGCUAUUCGGUUUAUCAGUGAGACGUUGGCCGCGGGUCCCGAUAACGCGGGUCGACGGGGUUCGGUGCGAGAGUCGAAGAUCUGA